Messenger RNA from Conger conger (European conger), 1447 nucleotides. RefSeq names its product ATG10 autophagy related 10 homolog (S. cerevisiae) (gene atg10). Gene Ontology annotation, biological process: protein lipidation; protein modification by small protein conjugation; macroautophagy. The transcript has 8 exons. Bases 137 to 853 code for a protein of 238 amino acids. Lineage: Eukaryota; Metazoa; Chordata; Actinopteri; Anguilliformes; Congridae. Gene Ontology annotation, cellular component: intracellular anatomical structure. Gene Ontology annotation, molecular function: Atg12 transferase activity. The record is from RefSeq and is a predicted model, not a curated record.
CAUUGCAGCCGUGUUGGAGGGACCUCCACGGUCUACAGUUAUUCCCCACAAAAGGGCGUCUUGAAACCGCCUGCACCGAAUAGCAUUUGCUGUUCCAUCAUCUCCCCUCCGCUUUUGAUAUCCCGGAAGUUCACCGAUGACAGGAGAGGGGGGAGAGGGGACGGGUGCUCUCCACCUGGACGAGGAGACCUUCCGCCGGGCCUGCCAGCGUUUCGUCCAGCACUCCCGCACCCUCAGUGAUGGAUGGAGCUGGGAGGAGGUGAAGGGCUCUGAUGAAGGCUACAUGAGGAAGACUGUUCUGGUCCCCGGGAGAACCAUUGCUCACCCCCCCCGAGAUGCAGGCUGUGGACCAGGGGAGGACUUGGACACCCUGGGUCAGGGAGAAGGGCAGGAUUUCCAGGAUGAGGAAGAGGUUGAGGAGCAGGCUGUAGGUGAUGAAGAACAGGCUACAUCAGAGACGACCUCAGCAAUCCGCUAUGAGUACCACGUCCUGUACUCCUGCAGUUACCAGGCCCCAGUGCUGUACUUCAGAGCGUCAAUGCUAGACGGACGUCCUCUGUCCCUGGAAGACAUGUGGGGCAACGUCCACCCAAAUUACAGACAGCGUCUCCUGCAGGGGCCCUGGGACACCAUCACCCAGCAGGAACACCCUCUGCUUGGCCAGCCCUUCUUCGUACUGCAUCCGUGCCGAUCGCAGGACCUGAUGAGGCCUCUCCUGGCAGCUGCCAGUGCAGAGAACAGGAGUCUGAAUUACAUCGUGUCCUGGUUGAGUUCAGUGGGGCCGGUGGUGGCCCUCACCAUUCCCCUGAGUUACGCUCAUAUAGACUGUCAAUCUACAGAGGAGCCUGAAUGAAAGACACACACACACACACACACACACACACACACACAUUCACACCAACACAAACACAAACAUACACGCAGACACACACAUACACACAGAUGUGCAUGCACACACAUUCAUUCAUGUGAACACACACUUGUAAAUGUACACACACACACCCGCACUCUCAUAUUCACAGAACUGCAUACAGAGACACACACAUACACUCCCAGCAGCUCCAGUCCCCCAGUAUCCCAGCAGCCCACAGUGGUGCAGAAUGCUCCUCGGGGUCACGGGGUGCACGCUGGGCUGAAUCGCAGAGCGGUGGACUUGCGAAGGAGACCCCAUCUUACCGCGUGCGCUAGUCACCGAUCUGAAGCAAACAGACGACAUCCGUCUGUCACAUGACCUAUUUCAGACUCUGGAACGCUGUGCGUUGUGUAGUCUGUUCAGCACAGUGCUUUAGAAUGGCGUGAACCCAACUCGUACUUUUUGCAGGGAAUUCAAAAAAACAACACCGCAAAAAAUACCCUUUGCUUACGGUUUGCAAGAGAACUCAUGUGACUAAACAGUGCUGUUCCAGUGUUUCCAAUAAAGUGUCAACCCAAAAUGUAAUUCCUAAAA